AUGCCGUCUACUUCCAGUUCAAAUAGGGUACCAAUCUCGCGCAAGAUACGAAAAAAGCGGGCAAAGCAGCGUGAAAUUGAAGUAGAGGAGUGCAAACUCUCCAUAUACCGCAGAAGUUGCUUCCAGGGAACCGCUAUCGUUAGACUUAGCGACCUUAAGUCCGACGCAAACUUCAAACGAGACACCAAAAAUCAUCCAAAUAUCGCUCGCCUGGAGCAACUCUUUAACUACCAUGGAUUCCUACGUCUAGAUGAAAAAUACCACAUACCCGUCAUGAUUGACACGUCCGAGUGGGGAAAACGAGUGAAAUGGCAAGACCCGAAAAGCUUAGCACCAGAAGUGCCGCUGCCAGAAUUGGAAGUAGCUCACGAUUGUCAAUUAUUUGUACUUGAUCACGAGGAUGUCGUUGCUGCAGCUCUAAAGAGGUUCGAAGAAUUGAAUAUCGAAGACCGCUGGUGCGUGGUCGACGUCUACGUUACUGAAGCCGAAGAAGCCUGUGACCAACGUGACGAGCUCAUUCGCACCCUCCAGGAGAGUUAUUCAAAUGACCGAUUUCCUCCGGAUGGUCGAAUUUAUCGGAAAAUCCGCUCUUACCAAGGAUAUCCUCACAGACAAUCAUCAAAGAAGGCAGCGGAGAAUUACUGGUGGGCUGUUUUGGAAAGCUCCCCAGGGAGUAGAAAAGGGGGCCGAAGCAGGAAAGGAGAUUAUCUCAAAUCAUUACUGAAACACAAAUUGUUACGCGAAAGUUUUGAUAACCUUCUUCCAGUUGAUGGUCUUUGGGACGACAUGAAUAUCGGCGUAUUACACAAGCUGAUGGCGAUGAAGUGUGACGAGCCAAUCAUAUGUUACUUGAGGAAAAUAAAAGAUACUUUCUACAAUCUGGCAGGAAAUGACAAUAAUAUUUUGGCAGCCGUUGACGGAGGGACAAUCAAGAAAAUCAAAUCACUGGCGCCAAAAGUUUCCAAAAGAGACCUUGAAUUUUUAGAGACGGGAAUGGAAAACAAGGAUCUGUUUCCUGCUAUUGUGGAUCCUCAGGAUCGUGAUCAGAUUUUGCGAUAUCUGCGAAACAUUGACUUUCCUAUCCCCACCCUAGAGACAUUCUUUCAAGACAUACUAUACCUCGACGUAUGUCAGAAUGUCAUGCGACAAUUGUGUAUAAACCAGCCGAAGAGGAAGAUCAAGCGAAGGAGAUAUAGCGAGGAGGAAGACAACCAAGAGGAAGAAGCUGAGGGAACAGCUCCUACGAUUGACGAAAGUUUGAGAAGCCAAUAUAACAGUAUCCCUGAAGGUGGGCUUAUUUCAAGAGCACAUAUCGAAGUAUUGCUAAAAAGAGACCUUUGCGACUUGUGGCGUUUCAGUUUCCAGUAUGCGUUUGAGAUGACGACAGUUAAGGAGCACCGCCGCCGUGUUCCACGAAAACACGUUGAUAUUGAGCGUGCAAUUAGCCUGGGCCUUCACGAGCGUCAUAAUAGUUUUGACUUAUCGGGCCUCCGGCAUCACUUCUUCUGGCUGGCUAGGAAUCAUGGGUUUGAAAUUCCCGCCAACGAUGAAAGCCAAUUGCAACCCGUUGAACUUCCCCGCGCCAUGCGAAGUGAUUUUCCACCUGAUAAUGAAGAUGUCGGCCAGGAGAGACGAAGCGGAAAGCCAUUUACAGACUCAAUAGACCCUGACCGUUUCGCCCUUUCAAGGGAGUCAUUGAGAGGUGUUAGCGACUACCAAAGAGUCAGCGCAGCUUUUGUGCGUCGUUCUGUCUUUCUAGCGUUCUUUGCGUACUUUGAUGCUGGAAUUCCAGACAGUCCGGUUUUAUAUCCACGAGUUGUGGCAGCCGAGCCAACCCCAGAUGAAAUGGACAUUCUCCUUGCAGAUACUGACGCCGUGUGGGGAACAGAGGCAAGAGACCAUGGCAUGAGCUCAGAUGGCGAGUUUGUAUGGGCACCAUAUGCGGGGUCCCCUGGCGUACCCCAAAUCCCAAUGGAGGAUAGAACCACUUAUGCGGAGCUAGCUAGCUGGGAUCAGCAGUACGGGAUCUAUCCGUUCUAG
Penicillium brevicompactum is the source of this 2040-nucleotide messenger RNA. RefSeq lists its product as uncharacterized. The record is from RefSeq and is a predicted model, not a curated record. NCBI's taxonomy places the organism in Eukaryota, Fungi, Ascomycota, Eurotiomycetes, Eurotiales, Aspergillaceae. The transcript has 3 exons. The coding region runs from base 1 to 2040 and encodes 679 amino acids.